Messenger RNA from Mizuhopecten yessoensis (Yesso scallop), 1560 nucleotides. Its product is annotated as integumentary mucin C.1-like. The coding region runs from base 70 to 1473 and encodes 467 amino acids. The transcript is spliced from 12 exons. Lineage: Eukaryota; Metazoa; Mollusca; Bivalvia; Pectinida; Pectinidae. The record is from RefSeq and is a predicted model, not a curated record.
AACGGAAACAUGCUUUUUUUAUUUGUGCAGACGAUUGUUCAUAUCAGGCACCAAACUCGCCAGUAGGACAUGAUCGCGAGUAGGUCGGACAGUACUCUUUGCUUAGUAUAUAUAUCAAUGCGGUUGACCUAUAUCUCCAAUCUCAUGAUCAGUAUACACAGCACUACGUCACAGGGCUCAGGGACAAGAGGAAUCAUGUGGAGUUGUCAGGCUUUAAUUCUGCUCUGUGGUUUGUUCCCUAACUUCAUCAUCGCUGUGAGAGCAGCCGAAGCUACAGGGGGAAUAAAAUGUUUUAUAUGUGAUGCCGCCGAGUCUCCCGAUCAGUGUACUCAGCUGGUAUACUGUGGCCCGGAUGAGCUCUGCUAUCUGGAGCACUACGUGAGGAGAGCAGAUGUCAAAAAAUUAUACAGAGGCGGAUGUCGAAGUAAAUCGGUGUGUCAUCUACAAACCUGUUUAUCAAACCAGGCGGUUGGUGCACCUUUUGGAAAACGAGACGAAUCAGCAGGAACAAUUUGUUCGGAGUGUUGCAACAGGCAGCUCUGUAACCUUAAGUUGUGCCAUUUCGACAGUAGCAGUGAGGACGACCCGAAUAGAGCUCUCCGCUGUUACAAAUGUAAUGAAGUUCUUCGACCAGAAGAUUGCGCCAAUGCCGAGUUUUGCGCUGCGAACGAACAAUGCAGAAUAGAGGUGUACUUUUCUAACAUCCACCAAGCCGUUCGAUAUAGAAGUGACUGCUUCAGGCGUGCGGAAUGUAAUGCGACGCAGACACAUAAAGUUUCUGCGCCACUAACUGGACGGCGUGAGACGCGGGAACAGGAGCACACUAACUUACAGCUAUUGUCGGAAUGCUGCGACUCAACUAUGUGCAACAACUACGAUCCAUUUAAUAAGACCGCACAUGACUUUACUGGGAAAUACGUUCCCAUUGAUACUAACUGUCCUACCAGACCAGCCACAACUGUCAUUCCAACAACAAUUACAACCACGCCCACAACAGCGACCACGACCACGCCCACAACUACAACCAUCCCAACAACAACGACCACGACCACGCCCACAACAACAACCGUCCUAACAACAACGGCCACGACCACGCCCACACCUACGACUAUACCAACAACUCCCAGACCCACCACUCCUUCCUCCUGCUAUGUGUGUAAUGGCCCUCCGUUUCUGUGUGAGACGCGCGUGAAACAGCAGCAGUGUAGUACUGUGGACGAGCAGUUCUGUCUCAACAGGUUCAUCAACAACGACGACGGCACGCGAUCAGUAUUUAGAAGCUGUGGUACAGAGGAUGAAUGUAAGGUACAGUGGCUGGCCGGAACCUCUGACCGACACGAGUGUACAGACUACGACACAACACAGCUCCAUCUGUACGCCUUUGAAUGCACGUUCUGCUGCACUUCAGCCAACUGCAACAGGAACCUGAUACCGGCAAAAGCCGACUUUUAUGUCGGGAAUAAACACGGAUGACGUAAUUGUUCCGGCGAACGCCUACUUAUCACUGUUGAAAUUUGAUUGUAUCUGAGUUGUAUUGGAAAAUAAAUAAGAUAUAUUAUG